GUCUGUAUCAGCCCCAUAAGCUUUUCGAGGCAUCGCAUCAAAUUUGUUUCCCUGGGAAAAUAUUCGGAAGCCUUCCUGAUUUUUGAGCAUAGAACCGAGAGAAUAUGCCUGUCAUAUCUUCUCGAUAAGUGAACCCAAAAUAGAAGAAGACAAUGCAAUGGUGGGAACUGAACCAACCGCAGAAGAGGACAUUCUGAUUAUCCAUCUUUAUUGUCAUCCAUAGCUCUCUCACUUUCCCUCUCUGUGUAUUUGGUCUUUUCUCCUCUGGUUCCUCCUCGUGUCUGCCAUCAUCUGUUUGUAGGUUCCGCUUGUUCCUCAGUAAGUUUGUACGCAGAUUUCGUUUUUGUAUUCUUUCUGGGAGCCUCGUUCGGGCAUUGAAGGUGGUUGCAGUUAGGAAGAUGGAUAUAUUAAGUGGCCCUGCUCGUGUUAUGUUAGUUUCUGAUCUUGAUCAUACGAUGGUUGAUCAUCAUGACCCAGACAAUUUAUCAUUGCUUAGAUUUAAUGCCUUAUGGGAAGCACAUUACAGGCAUAACUCAAUGUUGGUUUUCUCUACCGGAAGAUCACCUACACUUUACAAGAAAUUGAGGAAGGAAAAGCCAAUGCUUUCUCCUGAUAUAACUAUCACGUCUGUGGGGACUGAAAUAACGUAUGGUCAAGCUAUGCUGUCAGAUGAUGGUUGGGAACAUGUUCUGAACAAAAAGUGGGAUAGAAAGAUAGUUACUGAGGAAGCAUCUGCACUUUCAUAUCUCAAGUUCCAGUCGCCAACUGAGCAACGACCUCACAAAGUCAGUUUCUACGUGGAAAAGGAGCAUGCCCAGGAAGCAAUUACCACACUUUCAGACAAGCUAAAGGAUCGCGGGUUAGAUGUGAAAAUCAUUUACAGUGGUGGCAUUGAUCUGGACAUCUUACCCCAAGGUGCUGGAAAAGGGCAAGCUUUGGCAUAUUUGCUCAAAAAAUUCAAUUCUGAAGGCAAGCCUCCUGCAAGUACUCUUGUAUGUGGUGAUUCUGGAAAUGAUGCAGAUUUAUUCAGUGUACCCGAUGUUUAUGGUGUGAUGGUUAGUAAUGCUCAAGAAGAACUUCUCCUGUGGCAUGCAGAAAAUGCCAAGAACAACCCUAAAGUAAUUCAUGCUACUGAGAGAUGUGCAUCAGGAAUUAUUCAAGCUCUUGGUCAUUUUAAGUUAGGACCCGCUAUCUCUCCAAGAGAUAUAUCUGACUACUCUCAGUGCAAGACCGAAAGUUUCACUCCUGGGCAUGCAGUGGUAAAGUUUUAUUGCUUGUAUGAAAGAUGGUGCCGUGCUGACACUGAAAAUCAAGAGAUGCUUCUGCAGGAGAUAAAAAGUACCUUGUCCCCUGAUGGAGCCAUUGUCCACCCAUGGGGUGCUGAACAAUUUUUUUGUAAAGCAUUGGAGGCAUUGGGGAAGUCCUACGGUUACAAGCAGGAAAAGCAGUUUCGAGUGUGGAUUGAUAGGGUUUCAACUGCACAAAUUCACUCUGAUACAUGGCUUGUGAAGUUUCAUAAGUGGGAGUUGUCCGGGGAAGAGCAACGAGGUUGUAUUGCAUCUGCUGUACUGCAAUCUAAGGGUGGGGCAUCAGACUCAUUCAUGUGGCUUCAUCUGCAUCAGACAUGGUUGGAUGGGAUCGAAAACACUGAUGGGAGUGGUUGGAUAUUCUAGAAGGUGAGGGAGCACCUUAUCCUGCACCAUCUUGUGUGAUAGAAAAUUACUCAUAUUAGCCCAAUAGGCGGCCAUCUUCUUUUCUUAAUGCAAUGUUAGCUGGUGUUCAGUUUAAUAAUGGUUCAUUCCCUCAUACCGUGCUUCAAAUGUCAAUACUUUAUGCUAACAAUGGCCGCCCAUACAAAUAAGUUGGUCAUGUAACAAGUAUUAGUCCCCUUUUUAAUGCUGGGAAUGGAAUUUCUGCACCAUGUUAACCAUACUUUGUGCCAAGAUCAAUAUCGUGUUUUGCUUUUUUGGUGCAUC
Messenger RNA from Nymphaea colorata (pocket water lily), 1976 nucleotides. RefSeq names its product sucrose-phosphatase 2-like. The transcript has 9 exons. Lineage: Eukaryota; Viridiplantae; Streptophyta; Magnoliopsida; Nymphaeales; Nymphaeaceae. The record is from RefSeq and is a predicted model, not a curated record. Bases 399 to 1673 code for a protein of 424 amino acids. Gene Ontology annotation, biological process: sucrose biosynthetic process. Gene Ontology annotation, molecular function: magnesium ion binding; sucrose-phosphate phosphatase activity.